AUGAUUCGAACUCCCGAUAUGAACAUCUUGUCUUUUAAGUGGGUCUUCAAGACUAAACUCAAGCCAGACGGCACAGUAGACAAACUAAAAACACGUCUUGUAGCCAAAGUAUUUGAACAAAAAGAAGGGAUUGACUACUUCGAAACAUUCAACCAAGUGGCUCGAACAGCAAUGAUACGUCUAGUUCUUGAUACGACUACUAACUGUGAAUGGCAUGUCAAACAACUUGAUGUGUCCAAUGCUUUCUUUCAUGGUGAGCUUCAAGAACCAAUCAAAUCUGUUCCCUCAAUGUUUGUCUGCCAUCACAAUCAGGAGACCCUUGUUCUACUCUUCUAUGUCGACAACAAACUACUCAUUGGAAGUGAUAGUUCCUUACUGGAUCAACUUCUUCAAGCAUUAAACAACCGCUUCUCUAUGAAAGAUGUUGGCCCUCCAAGUUACUUUUCUGGAAUAGAAUUUGAGUCUUACAAGAAUGUGCAGUUUCUACAUCAAGCGGCAUAUGCAUCAGACAUUCUUCAUCAAGCAGGCAUGUCAGAAUGCAACCCCAUGCCAACCCCUUUGCCAAAACACCUUGAGAAGCUCGAUAACACACCGUUUGUUGAGCCAACAUAUUUCAGAAGUCUAGCCGGCAAGCUCCAAUACUUGACAAUCACAAGACCAGACCUUUAG
Molecule: messenger RNA, 669 nt
Organism: Camelina sativa (false flax)
Lineage: Eukaryota; Viridiplantae; Streptophyta; Magnoliopsida; Brassicales; Brassicaceae
Source: RefSeq, a predicted model, not a curated record